UUGUGGAGAAGGUUGAUGAACUGGUGAGGUUUUGGUUUCUUGCUGCUCUUUUCUUGUAGCAGGUUUUGACAUUUUUUAGAUGUCAGACGCUCAACAGAAUUGAGUGAAUUAUCUAUUCUCCACCAAACCUGUAGCAGUUGAGCUCAUCCCUUCUCCUCAUAAACACUUUACAAUCUCAUCUCUUCAUUGAUCAUAUAUGAUAUAGUCUUACUGUUAAUGAAAAGUUUGUGUGACUGUCUUUUGUUAAGAAAUUUCUAAAAAAGGUUUAAGAGACUACAUGUUGUGUGUGUUUAGAAGAAAGCUUAGUUUCCUUUUCUCAAGACUUAGAUGGGUCAUCAAGAAACGGGUGAGGGCUAGAGUUAUUGUCAGGAGGUUAAGGAGAGCUCGAAGAACAGAGAGCCUUGAAACAGAAGUGUCUUCGAUCCAUCUGAGAUCAAACUCCAGAAGACAUAUCCGUGUUGCAACGUUCAACGUGGCAAUGUUCUCACUUGCACCCGUCGUGCAAAACAUGGAGGAAACAACUUUGCUUGAUCAUGUAGAUGACAACAACAUUAUAAGCCCAUCUCCAAAAGGGAUUCUGAAGCAGUCUCCGUUACAUUCUUCUGCAAUCAAGAAACCAAGGGUUUGUAUUAACCUCCCAGACAACGAGAUAUCCUUAGCACAGAGCUACAGCUUUCUAAGCGUGGGGGAGGGAGAGGAAGAUGAUAACGAGGGGAAGGAAAACAGAGGAAGUAACUCGAUGAGAUCACCUGUGUGUCUUCCUUCUUGUUGGUGGGAUCAAGAAAGCUUUAACGGAUACAACAGUAGAAGAAGCAUAGCUGAGUUGCUAGGAGAUUUGGAUGCAGACAUAUUGGCUUUGCAAGAUGUAAAAGCAGAGGAAGAGAAGCGUAUGGAGCCAUUAUCGGAUUUGGCUUCUGCUAUAGGUAUGAAGUAUGUGUUUGCUGAAAGCUGGGCGCCUGAGUAUGGCAAUGCUAUACUGUCCAAAUGGCCCAUCAAGAAAUGGAGAGUCCAAAGAAUAGCUGAUGCAGAUGAUUUCAGGAAUGUGUUGAAGGUGACUAUAGAGGUCCCAUGGGCUGGAGAAGUAAACGUGUAUUGUACUCAACUUGACCAUCUAGAUGAGAACUGGAGGAUGAAGCAGAUCGAUGCAAUUACUCGAGGAGACGAAUCUCCACACAUCUUGUUGGGAGGCUUGAAUUCUCUUGAUGGCUCUGAUUAUUCCACAGAAAGAUGGAACCACAUUGUAAAGUAUUAUGAGGAUACUGGAAAGCCAACGCCUAGAGUUGAAGUGAUGAGAUAUCUUAAGGGAAAAGGAUACUCGGAUUCAAAAGAAUCGGCUGGAGAAUGCGAGCCUGUAGUCAUUAUUGCGAAAGGCCAAAAUGUACAAGGAACAUGCAAGUAUGGGACACGAGUCGACUACAUUCUGGCGUCUCCAGAGUCACCUUACGAGUUUGUUCCAGGCUCGUAUUCAGUGGUUUCUUCCAAAGGUACUUCUGAUCACCAUAUAGUCAAAGUCGACUUAGUUAUAACCAAAUUCCGGCCUAGUGGUAGCUUCAAGCAUUCUCGCAAGAAAGCAAAGCAGAAGAUCAUCCGGAUGAAAGCUAAUUUGAUGUCGUAAGAUACAUGUACUUAUGUAAAUAAGGAAAUAUUAUGUCUUCAUAAAGUUUGGCUAAUGAACUAAUAUAGAGAUAAAUCAA
Messenger RNA from Brassica oleracea var. oleracea, 1694 nucleotides. RefSeq lists its product as uncharacterized. Gene Ontology annotation, biological process: GPI anchor biosynthetic process. The transcript has 4 exons. Bases 278 to 1615 code for a protein of 445 amino acids. NCBI's taxonomy places the organism in Eukaryota, Viridiplantae, Streptophyta, Magnoliopsida, Brassicales, Brassicaceae. Gene Ontology annotation, molecular function: catalytic activity. Gene Ontology annotation, cellular component: endoplasmic reticulum. The record is from RefSeq and is a predicted model, not a curated record.